AUGCCUGGAUUAAGUUUUGACAAUUAUCAAAGAAACGCAUUUUUAACCUCCAAAGGUUUUGCCACACCCAAAGCAACAUCCACUGGUACCACUAUUGUUGGAUGUAAAUUCAAGAAUGGAGUGGUGAUAGCAGCAGAUACCAGGGCAACUUCAGGUCCAAUAGUAGCAGAUAAGAAUUGUGAGAAAUUACAUAGAUUGGCUCCAAAGAUUUGGUGUGCAGGUGCCGGUACUGCAGCAGAUACUGAGAUGGUUACCCAAUUGAUUGCCUCUAAUUUGGAACUACAUGCAUUAUCGCAAAACAGACAGCCAAGAGUUAUUGCAGCGCUUACUAUGUUGAAACAACACUUGUUCAAAUACCAAGGUCAUUUGGGAGCAUAUUUGAUUGUUGCCGGUGUUGAUCCAACUGGAGCCCAUUUAAUGUCAGUCCAAGCACAUGGGUCUACUGAUAUUGGUAAAUACCAAAGUUUGGGUUCGGGUUCAUUAAAUGCCAUGGCUGUUUUGGAAACAAAUUUCAAAGAUGAUAUGACUAGAGAUGAGGCCAUAAAAUUGUGUUCAGAUGCCAUUUUGGCAGGUGUUUGGAACGAUUUGGGAUCUGGUUCCAAUGUCGAUGUGUGUGUCAUGGAAGUUGGCAAGGAUGCAGAAUUGUACAGAAACUAUAUUACACCAAAUGUUAGAAUCAAGAAAUGCAAGGAUUAUAAAUUUCCAAGAGGUACCACUGCUGUGUUGAGACAAAGUAUUCGUGAUAUUUGCGAUGUUGAAGAGACUGUAGUGAACUUCAAUGAUAAUGGUGACAAUAUGGAAGUAGAUGCUCAGGCUUAA
This is a messenger RNA of Candida dubliniensis CD36, 819 nucleotides long. It is a transcript of the gene PUP1, whose product is annotated as proteasome core particle subunit beta 2. The coding region runs from base 1 to 819 and encodes 272 amino acids. Gene Ontology annotation, cellular component: proteasome core complex. The transcript has a single exon. The record is from RefSeq and is a predicted model, not a curated record. NCBI's taxonomy places the organism in Eukaryota, Fungi, Ascomycota, Pichiomycetes, Serinales, Debaryomycetaceae. Gene Ontology annotation, molecular function: threonine-type endopeptidase activity.